This is a messenger RNA of Hansenula anomala, 891 nucleotides long. RefSeq names its product rhomboid protease PCP1 (gene PCP1). The record is from RefSeq and is a predicted model, not a curated record. Gene Ontology annotation, molecular function: serine-type endopeptidase activity. The transcript is spliced from 2 exons. Lineage: Eukaryota; Fungi; Ascomycota; Saccharomycetes; Phaffomycetales; Wickerhamomycetaceae. Gene Ontology annotation, cellular component: membrane. The coding region runs from base 1 to 891 and encodes 296 amino acids.
AUGAGUUCAAAGUUUGUUAACCUAUAUGGGAAGCAUUUCUUCCUUGGUAACUCAAUUCAGCAUAUAAAACCUGUGAAAGUAUCAUCUUUAUUGCUUCAAAAUGGUUUAAAAUUAUUCCCAAAAUCAUCAACAUCAUCAUCAACUUCAUUCUUAAAAUCUUCAUUAAAUUAUAACGUUUUAAAACAAGCUUCAAUUUUUUCAUUAAUAUUUAUUGGAGUCACCACUAUUUCCAUCCCUUAUAUUUUCCAGUACACACCAUUGAAAUAUUUCCAAAAACAUCCAAAUCAAUUAAUCUAUGGAAUCAUUGGAUUAAACCUAGCUGUUUUCUUAUUAUGGCAAAUUCCAAGAAAUUAUAAACUUUUAUCACGUUAUGCCCUUUUGGAGAAAGAUGUCCUGUAUAGUAAAUGGUCCAUCAUUGGUAGUGCAUUUUCUCAUCAAGAAUUAUGGCAUUUAGGUAUGAAUAUGUUGGCAUUAUAUUCAUUUGGUACUUCAUUAUCAAUGAUGAUUGGUUCUUCAAAUUUCCUUACAUUAUAUUUAAACAGUGCUGUGCUAAGUUCUUUAGUUUCAAUAGCAUAUCCAAUCCUAUUCAAACUUCCAAUCACAGCACCUAGUCUUGGUGCCUCGGGUGCAUUAUUUGCAGUUUUUGGUACUUUUGCAUGUUUAGUUCCAAAUGCAAAGAUUUUAUUAUUUGUCUUCCCAAUACCUGGUGGUGCUAUGGUUGCAUUCUUGGGUGCCACGGUUUGGAACGUUGCAGGUUGUGUAAUGAGAUGGGGUUCAUUUGAUUAUGCUGCACAUCUUGGUGGUUCAAUUGCUGGAUUAGGUUAUGGUUGGUAUAUUAGUGAUAAAGUUAGAAAAGAACGUGAAAGAAGAAUGCGUUCUUUCCGUUUUUAG